UUUUUUUGAAAAGAAAAAAGAAAAGGGAUCAAGGAACAAAGGAGAUGCUUAGGAGAAAAGUAUUAGUGGUCAAUGAAAUUAUUUAAAAAAAAAAAAAAACAUUCUUGAUUUUAUUUGUUGAAAAAAGAAGAGAAUAUGCAUUGAACUAGUUACACAAGACUAUGUAUGUGUAUAUAUAUAUAUAUAAGAAGCUAGUGUUGUAUGUAUAUCUAUAGGAUGUCUUGUAUAACAAAUUUAUAUAUCAAGAUGAAGAGCUUUGCUAAGUGGUACCCUGUUAUUGCUAUGAUAGGUAUUGAUAUGGCAUUUGCCAUUAGCAAUAUACUUCUCAAGAAGAUCGUCAACGAUGGGGUCGACCGUUUGGUCUUCAUUACUUAUCGCCAGUCGAUUUCCGCACUCUUUUUAUCCCCGUUAGCGUUCUUUUUAGAAAGGGGAAAUAGGCCGAAGCUGACAUUGAGCAUAUUGUGUCACCUCUUCGUGAGUGCGAUUCUCGGGGCAUCCGUAACACAAUAUCUCUUCCUUCUCGGCAUAGAGUACACUUCCGCAACUUUCUCAUGCGCCUUCCUCAACAUGGUCCCCGUCUUCACAUUUCUAAUGGCUCUACCAUUUCGUUUAGAGACGGUAAACGUGAAAUACGGUAGCGGGAGAGCCAAAGUGGUAGGUGCACUAGUGUGCCUUGGAGGUGCAAUCUUGCUAACCUUUUACAAAGGGGUGCCUAUGUUUCACUUUCCGGGCCCAGAGAGCAGCGUUGCUCGAUCCGCGGGCCCACGCGUUGAGCAUGUUGAAGGAGAUCAAAGAUGGGUUAUUGGUUCGGUGGCUCUAUUUGCGGGAACGUUGUGCUGGUCUUCGUGGUUUCUGAUUCAAUCGAAUAUCGGGAAAAAAUAUCCGUGCCAAUACUCUAGCACCGCUAUCAUGGCCAUCUUUAGUGCUAUACAGUCCGCCAUUUUGAGCUCCUCCAUUGAUCGGGAGCUUUCGAUCUGGAUUUUGAAGAGGAAAUCCGACAUUUUUGUCGUUCUCUAUGCAGGGAUUGUGGGAUCGGGAUUGUGCUUUGUGGGAAUGUCGUGGUGUGUGAAGAAACGAGGACCGGUCUUCACUGCAGCAUUCAGCCCUCUUGUCCAGAUACUUGCUGCAAUGUUCGAUGUUCCGGUUUUACACGAGCAACUUCAUCUCGGAAGUUUAUUAGGAUCAGUUAUUGUUAUCUUUGGAUUGUACAUUCUGCUAUGGGGGAAAGAUAUAGAAAUGCAACAAAAGCAAGACAAAGAACAACUCCAGGAAAUUCCUCAAGAGAAGAAGGACCAAUUAGAAGAAGAGUUUCAACUCGUAAAAAUAUCGGUUGAACCGGAACCGGCUUUAGCCAAUACUUGUUCUACGAGAUCCGUAUAAAUUACGGCCAAUUUUAAAAUAUCGGUUGAACCGGAACCGGCUUUAACCAACGUUUCGUUUGGGUCGUACGAUUAGUUAUGAUUGAUUAAAUAAUUAGACCUUAUUUAAUAUUCAGAUAGUUCAAUAAUUUUUCAGGUCGAUUGGCCCGCAAUUUUUUGGAAACAAAAAUGAUGUCUAGUUAUCUUGUGGAUUGGAUCUCAGAUAAUCCAAUCACACAAUCGAAUGCUAAUAAGAUUUGAUUAAUCUUAUAUUGAUAAUCAAACGAGGCUAAAAAGGAAUCUUAUCUUC
This is a messenger RNA of Erythranthe guttata (spotted monkey flower), 1668 nucleotides long. Its product is annotated as WAT1-related protein At3g30340. Gene Ontology annotation, cellular component: membrane. The record is from RefSeq and is a predicted model, not a curated record. NCBI's taxonomy places the organism in Eukaryota, Viridiplantae, Streptophyta, Magnoliopsida, Lamiales, Phrymaceae. Gene Ontology annotation, molecular function: transmembrane transporter activity.